Messenger RNA from Macadamia integrifolia, 1030 nucleotides. Its product is annotated as translin-associated protein X. NCBI's taxonomy places the organism in Eukaryota, Viridiplantae, Streptophyta, Magnoliopsida, Proteales, Proteaceae. The record is from RefSeq and is a predicted model, not a curated record. The transcript has 4 exons. The annotation marks the transcript as partial. Gene Ontology annotation, cellular component: cytoplasm; nucleus. Gene Ontology annotation, molecular function: RNA endonuclease activity; sequence-specific DNA binding; RNA binding.
UACUUACCAUUCCUUGCUGCAUGCACAUAUUUUGCAUUUCAUCUUUGGUUCUUAGAACUGCAUCUUUUUUAUCCCCUGCCUGCAUUUCCCAAAAGGUUUUUGCCUUUUUGUGCUGAUGUUGUGCCUUGCACUAACAACAGGAUCAGUAAACAUAAUAGAGAAGAAGUUCUGGAGAAGGCGGAAAAAGAUCUAGCUGCUGUGACGGAUCAGUAUGUGUCCCGAUUAGUAAAAGAACUUCAAGGGACUGAUUUUUGGAAGCUCAGACGAGCAUAUUCUCCUGGGGUACAAGAGUAUGUUGAAGCUGCAACACUCUGCAAAUUCUGCCAGACUGGGGCACUCUUGAACCUUGAUGAGAUAAAUACUACAUUGCUUCCACUUAGUGAUCCAUCUGUUGAGCCCUUGCAGAUUAAUAUCCUUGAUUAUCUGUUGGGGCUUGCGGAUUUGACAGGAGAGCUGAUGCGACUGGCGAUUGGCCGAAUAUCAGAUGGUGAACUCGAAUAUGCUGAGAAGAUAUGCAGAUUUGUACGUGAUGUCUACAGGGAGCUGACCCUUGUGGUUCCAAUUAUGGAUGACAAUUCAGAGAUGAUGAAGAAAAUGGAGACAAUGCUCCAAAGUGUGGUGAAGAUAGAAAAUGCUUGCUAUAGUGUACAUACGAGAGGAUCAGAGUACAUUCCGUCACUUGGGUCCAGUGAUCCCGAUUUUGCUUUGUUGGGGGCAUCCGACAUUGAACUAUGAAGUUUUUGAGGCUCCAAAUGGAUCAUAUCCAGAAUUUCCCACCCCGCCCCCCCCCUUCCCUUCUACAUCACAGAUUGCCCCUUACUUUGUCUUGACUUUGGAAUAGGUGUUUUCUCUGUUCGUGAGAGCAGGCAGAAAGUGUGGCAAAGGGCAUCAAAGAUGUAAUGAUUAUACAUACGGCUCUUUUCUGUUAAAGGCACAAUUUUUUGUGCAGACUCACAGAAUUUUCUAAACAAUAUUCAGAGGUUGGGUUUGCAACGAUUAGUGAGUGGCAUUGGAGAUGUGUUUAUUGUCA